AUGAGCAGCUCUGGUAUUUAUAAUAGGAUUAUUAAAUUAAUAGAACGGUGGCCUCUUGACAAAAAUAAGCCAGGAAGGGAUCUGGGACAGCACCUUCGAGAUUACAUAACUAAAGCUAAUCAAGACGGAUCAUUAUCCGGUAACGAAAAGUACUGGGACAAGCAGUAUUUGGCAAUUCAACGGUUAGUCAAUAACGAGCACGGUAACAAGUACAUUCGGAGCUUAUCGUCAACAUCAACAGGAUUAACUGCAGAGCAGUGCAGUGAAGCUUUGACAAAGGAAGUUUUGGAUACUCUCGAGAAGGAGAGUCGUUCUCUGUGGGAAAAGAUAUUUUAUUUUCGGUCUAGUAAAUAA
Photinus pyralis (common eastern firefly) is the source of this 354-nucleotide messenger RNA. Its product is annotated as ubiquinol-cytochrome-c reductase complex assembly factor 2-like. Lineage: Eukaryota; Metazoa; Arthropoda; Insecta; Coleoptera; Lampyridae. Bases 1 to 354 code for a protein of 117 amino acids. The record is from RefSeq and is a predicted model, not a curated record. The transcript has 2 exons. Gene Ontology annotation, biological process: mitochondrial respiratory chain complex III assembly. Gene Ontology annotation, cellular component: mitochondrial matrix.